GUCCACUUGAAAGUCCAGCCACUGCUUAACAAGUUUCUUCAGGCCGUAAAGUUUUAUUACAUACUGAUUUACACCCCACAUAAAAAUCUUAGAUAACCAUCAGUUCUAGCUAUCUUUUUUAUCGUCCAUACAAUACAUAAUAGGAGUGCAGCAGAUGUGUGUUUUAUCAGCUAUGGUCAUGAUAUCAUAUAUUAAUUUACCCACAAAAUAAAGUACACAGCUCUUAUCAGCCUGGGGACACAGGGAUUGUUCGUGGAUUGCGAUACACGGCUUAUGGGGGCUUACUCGUAAAAACGAAUACAAACGUCGCCAUCUGCCAUGACAGCAAGCAGUUUUAAUUGUGAAUAAGUUCAUUCAUUCCAUUGGAAACCCCAUGUAAUAUGGGCAUAAAAUAGGUAGAGCCACAAACGCUGGAUCAACUAAUGAAGACAGUAAUUAAAAUGUAUUUUUUUUUUAAAUUUUGUGCGUUUAAAACUAAAUUAAAAGUCAAUUUGUUAUAGAACUUGGAAUCACAAAAGGUUGGGCAUGAGGUAUAUUUUGGGAGAAUGUGUAUCAGUUCAGUCUAAGGGAUCCAUUGAAAUGAAAGUUGGCUGGCGGCUAAGAGUGAUUACACUGUUUAUUUGGACAAUCCUGACAGGCAAUGUUCGGGCAAAGGUGGAUAUCAGAUACACAUCAGGUCUGCAAGUGUUUGAAAAUCAUUUUCUCGUAUCACUAGAUGGAUGCCUACUUCACCAAGAUGGAGUGCGUCAAUCACAUGCCUGGACUAAUGCAAAAUGUCAGCUGUCGUUUGGAUCGAACAUCCCAAAUCUCAAGCUCAUUCUCCGUAGAAUUCACCUUGGCCAACACUCUGAAUGGCAUCAAUGGAACAUAUAUAUUCGGCAUAAAGCGUGGCUCAACGGUAUCCAACUAUACUACCUUGGAAAUUAAUUAUUGCGAUGCUUUGGAAUCAAUAUAUUCGAAUUAUUUGAUGAAAAUGAUUGCCGAUGAGCUACGACGUGCUUCCAAUUUCCCCUUUCAUUGUCCUUUUAAAAAGAAUACACCAUUUUAUAUCAAGGACUAUACAAUCGAUACAAGGGUGAUCCCAAGCUAUGUGCCCGAAAUCAACUUCGUAUCGGACUGCACUCUCAAAUUACACAAAAAGAAGGUGUUUCAAUUAAUUCUACAUGGUCGCGUUACUCGUCGAAAAUCGGGCCGUUGAAUGGAGAUCAUAUAGAGUACAUAUACGAUCAA
This is a messenger RNA of Drosophila pseudoobscura, 1230 nucleotides long. RefSeq lists its product as uncharacterized. The coding region runs from base 716 to 1198 and encodes 160 amino acids. Lineage: Eukaryota; Metazoa; Arthropoda; Insecta; Diptera; Drosophilidae. The transcript is spliced from 2 exons. The record is from RefSeq and is a predicted model, not a curated record.